UUCUAUCUUCUUAUUUGCUUUUUACGCAAAUGGUUGAAGGAAACGUUGAUUCAAUUUUACAGGAAUUUGAUUGUGUUGAUAUAUACAAACAACCCGCUUUCCAACAUCCAUUGUUGAAAAACCACAAGAUUCAGGAAAAUUUCAAUUUCAAUAAAAGCCAUAUUAUAAAAAAUAAAUAUAAAGAAAAUGUUCUAAGUUGUCCACAAGGAACAGUUCCAGUUUUAAAACAAAAAAAUGGAACUGAAAUCAUUCAUCUCAACACAGUCGAGUAUCCUGGUCAACAUUUUGCAACAAUCGAGACCGUUUUGGAUGGAAGUAUCUACCGGGGAGCAGAAUCUAUGAUAAGUAUUCAUAAUGUAACUGUACAAAAUAACCAAUAUAGCAAAAGUCAAAUUUGGUUGGAGAAUGGACCUCGAGGUGAACUUAAUAGCAUACAAUUUGGUUGGGCGGUGCAUCCAAGAUUAUAUGGGGAUACUUUAACGCGACUUACGAUAUAUUGGACUGCAGAUGGGUAUAAGAAAACUGGGUGUUAUAAUACAAAUUGUCCUGGCUUUGUUAUUAUAAGUCGAGUUCCGCAAAUUGGAAUCGCUUUUAAUGAAUCCUCUAUUUAUGGUGGUAAAGGAUCAGUUGUUAUCAGACCACAAGUUUUCCAGGUAAAUCUUCUUCACAUUUUAUACGACAAAUAAUUCGACAACA
This is a messenger RNA of Arabidopsis thaliana (thale cress), 696 nucleotides long. RefSeq lists its product as hypothetical. Bases 30 to 686 code for a protein of 218 amino acids. The transcript is spliced from 6 exons. NCBI's taxonomy places the organism in Eukaryota, Viridiplantae, Streptophyta, Magnoliopsida, Brassicales, Brassicaceae. The record is from RefSeq and is marked reviewed.